Messenger RNA from Melanotaenia boesemani (Boeseman's rainbowfish), 2821 nucleotides. Its product is annotated as E3 SUMO-protein ligase ZBED1-like. Gene Ontology annotation, molecular function: protein dimerization activity. Bases 102 to 1808 code for a protein of 568 amino acids. The record is from RefSeq and is a predicted model, not a curated record. NCBI's taxonomy places the organism in Eukaryota, Metazoa, Chordata, Actinopteri, Atheriniformes, Melanotaeniidae. The transcript is spliced from 2 exons.
GGAGGUAUUUCGGUUAUUUAAAGUCUGACAAAAAACAGAGUAGCGUGCACUGUAAACUGUGCAGAAAGCAUGUUCCCACAAAGUCUGGAAAUACCACCAACAUGUUUUAUCACCUGAAGCAGUGCCACCCACUAGAGCACGCUCAAUCUCUAACUGAAAUGAGUGCUCAUUCUAUAUCAAAAACAACCAGAGGAUCGCCUGCCCAGCAGCAACAAUCCAUACAGUCGGCUUUCUCCAGCGUUACUCCAUAUGACAAAAAAACGAAGAGACAUAGCGACAUUACGAACGCAAUAGCUUACUGUCUUGCUAAAGACAUGCUACCAAUCAACACAGUAGAAAACCAGGGAUUCAGGCAGCUAAUUAAAGUAAUUGAUCCUCGUUACCAACUCCCUGGGCGUAAACACUUCUCUCAGACAGCACUUCCGAAGCUUUACUCGCAGUGUCGAGAGAUAGUUGAGAAGGAGCUGCAAAGUGUGUCGUACUUCGCCACCACAUCCGACAUGUGGUCAAGUCGCACGUCUGAGCCCUACCUUAGCCUCACUGCCCACUACAUCGACCAAGACUGGAAUUUGAAAAGCAAAUGUCUUCAAACUUCCUACUUUCCUGACGACCAUACAGGUGAAGUUAUUGCUCUAGGUCUGUCAGAAGCGCUUGCAUCCUGGGGACUGAGUGAAGAAAAACAAGUCUGCAUCACAACAGACAGUGGGACAAAUAUUGUGAAAGCAGCAUCCCUUAACAACUGGACCCGGCUGCAGUGCUUUGGACAUCGACUUCACUCAGCUGUUGAGAAAGCCGGAAAAGACAAGAGGGUGGAGCGAGCUGUGGGUGUGUGUAAGAAAGCAGUGGCUGCCUUCAGUUUCUCGUGGAAGAAGAAGAGAGACUUGGCUGUUGCUCAGGAAGAACUUCACCUACCCCAGCACAAGUUGGUGACAGAGUCACCCACCAGGUGGGGUUCACGCCAAAAAAUGGUUGAGAGGAUGCUGGAGCAACAAAAAGCCAUCUCUCAGGUCCUCGGUGCAGAUAAGAAGACCAGGCAUCUGGUUCCCUCCUGGCAAGAUAUAGAUGUGCUAGAGUCUGUGCAUGGGGCCCUGAAUCCACUACUGGAAUUCACAGAUUCACUUUCUGGAGAAUGCUACGUCAGCGUGUCAUACGUCAAGCCGAUGCUUCAUCUUUUCAGAACACAGAUUCUGAAACCAUCUGAAGAGGAAAUGCAGCUCACAAAGGACAUUAAGAUGGCAGUCAUGGCAUACCUUGAUGAAAAGUAUGGUGAGCAGAUUACUGAUGAUCUGCUUGAUGUUGCAACCUUGGUAGAUCCACGCUUCAAGGUAAAAUACAUUAAUGCAGAAAAGGUUGAUGCCAUCAAAAUGAGAGCUGUGUCUGAGAUGUUUGAGCAAAAUGAGGACCCGUCCACUUCAACCAGAGCAGAGGAGCCAGAAAAAGAGGGAGGAGCUGCUGCUGUGCUACCAACCCAGAAGAAAAAGAGAAAGUCAUUGGGGAGUUUCUUCAAGAAAUCACACCCCACCAGCACCGGACUCACUGACAGAGAAGUAGUUGAAAAGGAGCUUGAAAAUUACUUGCUUGUAGCACCAGAUGCAGACAGUGAAAUGGACCCACUGCAGUGGUGGAAAGUCCACGAAAAAACCUUCCCAAGACUUAGCUGCCUGGCAAAGCGCUACUUGUGCAUCCCUGCGACCAGCACCCCCUCUGAGAGGGUGUUUAGCACAGGGGGUAAUAUUGUGACCUGCCACAGGGCAGCUUUAAAACCUGAAGCAGUUGACCGACUUGUCUUCCUGGCCCGCAACUUGUAAGCUCUUGUCUGACUUCAAACAUUGAAAGCACUAAAUGGGAUUUGUUAUGCCCACCUCCCCCCAUUUACUGCCCAACAGCAUAAGAUGACAACAUUUGAGUUAGGUCUAUUUUGUUUAUGUUGCCUUUAAAAGCUGCUUCAAUGUGCACUCACUGCAGAUUUAAAUAAGAAUGUUUUUGUUUUUAUUCCAUUUUAUGUUCAGUCCUUGUUUGUUUGUUUUUUUUUUUUUUUUUUUUUUUUAAAGCUUUAACUUAAAACAUUGAGAGAGAUUCAUUUUCUGUAGUUUGUCAUAUUUGAUAGACAAGUGUUUAUGUCCAUUUUGUGUCUCAUCCCCUGUUAUACUUAGUUGAAAAGCCCUUAGAUUUUUAUUUUCUCUAAUUUAUUGCCUUAGAGCAUCAGAUUGUUGCAUUUUAUUUAAUUGUCUUUGGAGGCUGCUUUAAUUUGCACUAAGGGUUUCAACAAAUCUUUAUUUUAUUUUCUUUUAUUUUGUAUUUAAAAAAAACAACCCAACAGACUUCUGUAUAUAAGGACAAGGAAAGAUUCUGAGAAUUUAAUUUUAAUUUCUAUCUUAUUCAUUUGAUAUUGACAAAUGCUUGUCCAUUUUAUGUCUGUUCUCCUUUCGAACUUGAAAACGUUAAUCUAUUUUUUAGAAUUAAUAUUUGUUUUUAAAUGGAGUAGACCAAACACUUUAGUGGUCUGUUUUGUUAUUGUUCUCUUUUGAAGCUUGAAAGCUUCUGCCUUGACUUUUAGUUUGUAAUAUGUACCUUUUUUUUAAGUUAUUUUAAACAGUUGCAUUAGGUUCCUUCAGUACAUCUGUCAUGCUGUACCUAUUGUAGGAAAUAAAUAUUUAAAUCAAAACAAUCCUCUCACUUUUGAUGAUUUCACAUCUCAGUUAUGAGCAACAGAUUAUUUAAAUUUGACAAAUAGUGAUUUGAGUUUUAUAUCGUGAUAUAUAUCGAUAUCGCCUAAAAUGAAAAUAAAUAUCGUGAUAUGAAAAAAUCGUAUAUCGCCCAG